AUGGCAUUAUCGAUGGAAAUAGGACGAUGCUUGAUCAAUGACCUUCCUGAACUUGUCUUAGUUCAUAUUUUCUCUUUUUUAACAAUUGAUGAACGACAAGUCGUCGAAGAAACAUGUAAACUAUGGUAUAAUCUUCUGCGGAAUUCUCAUCAUUUGGCAUUUCACUCCGUUGUGCAAUUGCACGCACUGAUUGAAGAUGUUCCGGUGCCGACAAAACUAGGUCGGGUAUUACCCCGAUGGACACGAUUAACUCGAGAUUCGUCGAAACCAGCUCAAGCAAUCGACCCGAGACCGUACGGUUAUAUUCAACAAUAUCUGAAACGAUUUCGAACUGAUAUUAAACAUUUACAUAUCGAUGUUGAACAACAUGAUGUUUCAUGUCGAUUUGUUCUUUGUCAACUUUUGACGCUUUUUGGCCCGGAACAAUGUUCACAAGGUCGACAGAUUCGUUCAUUUUCCGUUCGAUUUAUAAGUCACAAUCCAUUACUAAUGAAAUCUCAAGAUAUUAUUCAAGCUCUACGUAUCUUUUUCCAAUACGACGCUUCAAAAAAUCACCGACACUCGCUGAUCUCUUGCGAUUUGUCUGGUCUAACCAUCUCCUUAGAUGAUGAUACAAUCUUAUUGCUAACGAAGAAUAAUCCCUGUUUACGUAAAUUAAAUUUACAAGACCAAUCUUUAGUUUGUAUAUUAACUCCGUUUUGUAUUUUACAAAUUAUCGACAUGCUGAAGAGCUUGGAAGACUUAUGGAUUGACAUGGUAUCUUUAUCAGAUGAAUUUAUUUUAAUGUUGGUUAUGGAAGAAGAAAAUGAACAAAAGAUAAGUAAACGGGCGACUCUGAAACAUUUGGGAGUGAGAAUUCGACGUGAGGAGAAAUUCUCCGAUGAAAUUGAUAUAAGUUUGUGGCAAAAAUUACGGGAAGAAUACCCGCAUUUGAAAAUGACAUUAAAUUUCGGUUUGACUACCCCAUUGAAUCGUAUUCGAGCUUAUAUGAACGCAAAUUUACAUUUACCGGUGCAAACGUUAAUCAUCAAUACACCGAUUCCAGUCGUCGAUGAACUUUAUCUCGCAGCAGAUAGUUUUGCCAGUACUUUAGAAAAUAUCCAUAUAUGCACAUCAGGUCAGUGGGCUGCAAUAACGCGCACACCAAAUUUUGCCAAAGCGGUGGUUUAUAUUGCAUAUCAAUGUACUCAUUUACGUACACUUUAUGUUGAUGUUGCGCUUAAUGCUGAUGCAAUUGAAGAUAUCUAUCGAUUACAUCCGCAUUUAAAAGAACCUGGUGCAAGUAAACUUCUUCUUACCGAUUGUCCCACUCAUACAAUAAAUCCUGAAGACAUGGGCGAUCUAUUUGGUUAA
This is a messenger RNA of Adineta ricciae, 1353 nucleotides long. The record is from the annotation of a GenBank genome assembly. NCBI's taxonomy places the organism in Eukaryota, Metazoa, Rotifera, Eurotatoria, Adinetida, Adinetidae.